AUGGCUAAAAAGAAAGCAGGAAGCACCAAGAAAGAAGAAGAAAUUGCUGUGCUUGAGUACUUGACAAAAGUAAACAGACCUUACAGUGCCACUGAUAUAUUCAACAACUUACAUGCCAAAUACACCAAAGGAGCUAUUACAAAAGCACUGGAUCAAUUGGUCAAAGAUGAAUCCAUCAUAUCGAAAACAUACGGCAAGUCCACCAUCUACUCUGCCAAGCAAUCAUUGGACGAUGUGCCCUCAGAAAAAGAAGUGAGAGCCAUGGAAAAGUCAUUGGAAGAACUCGCAGAGAAACACGAUGCACUAGCAAGUGAGAACAGGACAUUAGACCAAGUAUUGGCAAAGACGAGAAGCGAGCCAACAACAGACGAAGCAAAGGAAUUAUUGGAAAAAGCCAAAACAGAGAAUGAGCAACUGAAAGAGAAACUGGAGAAAUUAAAAUCUGGCACUGUAUUGAUUCCUCCAGAAAAGAGAAAAAGAGCCAAUGAUGACUUUGACACAUAUAGACAAUUAUGGAAGAAACGAAGAGGCAUGUUUCGAGAGAUAUUCAAAACUGUGACAGAACACUAUCCUGGCAAUCCAAGUGAGUUGAAGGAAGAGCUAGGCAUUGAAGAGGAUCCUAUACCAUUCGAACAAGAUCCACUUGUCAACUAA
Messenger RNA from Mucor velutinosus, 654 nucleotides. RefSeq lists its product as uncharacterized. The coding region runs from base 1 to 654 and encodes 217 amino acids. NCBI's taxonomy places the organism in Eukaryota, Fungi, Mucoromycota, Mucoromycetes, Mucorales, Mucoraceae. Gene Ontology annotation, biological process: homologous chromosome pairing at meiosis; meiotic joint molecule formation; meiotic strand invasion involved in reciprocal meiotic recombination. Gene Ontology annotation, molecular function: recombinase activator activity; double-stranded DNA binding. The record is from RefSeq and is a predicted model, not a curated record. Gene Ontology annotation, cellular component: condensed nuclear chromosome; DNA recombinase auxiliary factor complex. The transcript is spliced from 6 exons.